This is a messenger RNA of Pangasianodon hypophthalmus (striped catfish), 6596 nucleotides long. RefSeq names its product solute carrier family 38 member 10 (gene slc38a10). Bases 366 to 3782 code for a protein of 1138 amino acids. Gene Ontology annotation, molecular function: amino acid transmembrane transporter activity. The transcript is spliced from 18 exons. Lineage: Eukaryota; Metazoa; Chordata; Actinopteri; Siluriformes; Pangasiidae. The record is from RefSeq and is a predicted model, not a curated record. Gene Ontology annotation, biological process: amino acid transmembrane transport.
CCACUUCCUGGUUACGCAUCGAGGAAAUACUGUUAUUGGAUACGAAGUUGCGAAUUUCUGACCAAAGUAUUUACGUCAGUUAUAACGCGUGUAGUUUUAAAAAAUAUAUAUAUAAAAAAGUUCAUUUUAAUCCGAGUAGUCAGGCUGUUUGUUAUUGCUAGACAACGAAAAAUUAAAAACAUUAACGAUACUGAUGGUAACAUAGGACUUAAUGUCGGAGGGGAAGUGAGGACGUGAGCGCCACGUCAGUGACUAGUGCAGGAAACAUCAGUUACUCAGGGUCCUGCCUGCAUUACACCUCUGUUCCAGUGCUGGUUCUCUCAAAACACUCGGAUAGAAAAGCUGUACCCUUCAAGAAAACUAAAAUGACGUCGUCUAACUGGGGUUUAAUAAUGAACGUGGUGAACAGCAUUGUGGGAGUCAGUGUACUGACUAUGCCCUUCUGCUUCAAACAGUGUGGUAUAGUGCUAGGCACUCUGUUGCUUUUCUUCUGCUCGUGGAUGACCCAUCAGUCCUGCAUGUUUCUAGUCCAUGCAGCCAGCAACACUAAGCGCAGGACUUACGCUGGACUGGCUUUUCAUGCUUUUGGUAAACCAGGAAAGGCACUUGUGGAGCUGAGUAUGAUAGGCUUAAUGCUUGGUACAUGUAUUGCAUUCUACGUGGUCAUUGCAGACCUUGGAUCAAACUUCUUUGCCCAACUUUUAGGCCUCCAGGUAACACGCAGUUUCCGUGUCCUGUUGCUCAUUGCCGUGUCACUGUUCAUUGUGCUACCUCUGAGUCUGCAGAGAAACAUGAUGUCAUCUAUCCAGUCGUUUUCAGCCAUGGCACUGAUCUUCUACACACUCUUUAUGUUCACGAUAGUGUUGUCCUCUCUGCGUUACGGCAUUAUCAGUGGGUCAUGGGUGGAAAGAGUGCACCUGUGGCGCAUCAAGGGGGUCGUGCAAUGUCUGCCAAUUAUCGCCACUACCUUCUGCUGCCACCCGCAGGUGCUGCCUACCUACGACAGCCUGGAUGAGCCCUCGGUCAAGAGAAUGAGCACCAUCUUCACCUCUUCUCUCAAUGUUGUUACCACCUUUUACAUCACAGUGGGGUUCUUUGGCUAUGUAAGUUUUACAGACACCAUAGCUGGGAAUGUUCUGAUGAAUUUUCCCUCUAACCUUGUGACCGAGAUGAUCCGAGUGGGCUUCAUGAUGUCUGUGGCCGUGGGCUUCCCCAUGAUGAUCCUGCCCUGCAGGCAGGCCAUCAACACCAUGCUGUUUGAGCAGCAGCAGAAGGAUGGCACUUUUGCUGCUGGUGGUUACAUGCCGCCCCUUCGCUUCAAGAGCAUUACUCUGUGUAUUGUCUUCGGCACUAUGCUGGGAGGUAUCCUCAUUCCGAAUGUGGAGACUAUCCUAGGUCUAACUGGAGCCACUAUGGGCAGCCUGAUCUGCUUCAUCUGCCCUGCUCUCAUAUACAGGAAGAUCAUGAAGAAUGGCCUUGCUGCUCAGCUGGUUCUAUGGGUUGGGCUUGGGAUUCUACUCUUAAGCACCUUCACCACUCUGUCCAUGUCUAGUGAGCCAGAUCAAGUACAGCCUCCUGCUAUCGUCCCCAAAACUAAUGACAAACCUCCUGUUGUUGCUGUGCCAGAGCUGCCCAAACAUCCUGCUGAAGAAACCCCAGUGGCUCCAGUGGCACCAGGAAAACUGGACAAACCUAAGCCGGCUGUGGAGCAGAUCCUGCCUGCAGAGGAGGUAAAGGUCCCAGAGGAGAAGGAGCCAGCUGAGCCACCACAGAUAAAAGUACCCAUAGAAGUGCCCGAGAGGAAGAAGAAUGAGGAAGUUCAGCUGGACCGUCCUGGAGCAGAAGUUGCAGUGCCUGAUGGAGAGGCUCACCGCCACGAACCACCCAUCCCUCAUGACGAAGUUCAGAUAGAGAAGCGCAAGAACCAGCAGGAGCUCGAUGAAGAAAAAAACCAAGUUGCUGGAAAAGAAGAGGAGGAGUUGGCAGAACAGGGGGCAGGCCAGCAGCAGGAGGUGACACAAGAUAGAAUGAAGAAAGAGGUGGUGCAUAAAAAGCAGGAUGUUGUGAAGAACCAGAUGGCCCAGGACCUGGCCAAUGAGAUCCAUGAGAAGGUGGAUGAACAGAAGCAGCCAGAGUUAGUGGUGGUGCAUAAGUCUGUGGCACAGCCGUCUGUAGUGAAGGACCAGGGAGCUGAGAACAGACUGCCUGCUGAUAAGAAAUCAGAGGAAAGUGAUAAAAAAGCAGCUGAAUCUGAGUCUGUGAAACAUCCUGAACCAGUGGACCAUUUGGCUGAGGUGCAUGAUGGGGCUGCCAGUCAAGAGCAUAAAGAAGAGAAGAAACAGGAUGGGAAGGACACCAAGGAAGGAGAUGGAGACAAGAUGGAAGUGAUUAAAAAGAUCGUUGCAGAGGGAGUGCUGGACCAUGCCGUGCUACUGCAGGUGAUCAAAGAGCAGCAGGAGCAACAGAAGAGGCUGCUGGACCAACAGGAGAAACUCCUGGCCGUCAUUGAGGAACAGCACAAAGAAAUCCAUCAGAAAAAGGAUGAAGAGGGGGAACCCAAAGCUGCAGGUGGUGAUGCAGCUGACACGGGCGAGAUGGUGCAACAGCAGCAUGACCCAGCAGAUGGAGACGGGAAGGUGAAAGCCCCAGAACAGAGCUCAGACCACCACCAGGAACCUGAGAAGCUAGCACCUGUAGCUGAUGCACAAAAGCAGCAAGUUAAAGACCCAGUUCUCAAACCAGCACAAGAUGAACCCAAACAAGAGAAACAGCCUCCUCAAGUAGCAGUGCAUGUAGAUGGAGACUUGCAGAGAGACCUUGGAGCACGAGGGGUGCCAUUACGCCAGCAUCAGCCUGAACCUCCCCAAGAUAAGCAAAUUGGGCAGGGAGACCUGGAAGAGCUUCAUCCAGAAGAUAUUGCCAAGGAAGAGGAGAGAGUAAGACAGAGGUUAGCCCAGCUUGAAGCUGAGAAAGAAAGACUUGAGAAGGAAAGAUUGGAGAAAGAGAGACUCGAGAAGGAAAGGCUGGAGAAAGAGAGGCUCGAGAAGGAAAGGUUGGAGAAAGAGAGGCUCGGGAAGGAAAGAUUGGAGAAAGAAAAGCUUGAGCAGGAAAGGUUGGAGAAAGACAAGCUCGAGCAGGAAAGGUUGGAGAAAGAGAAGCUUGAGAAGGAAAGGCUGGAGAAAGAGAGGCUCGAGAAGGAAAGGUUGGAGAAAGAGAGGCUCGAAAAGGAAAGGUUAGAGAAAGAGAGGCUCGAGAAGGAAAGGUUAGAGGAAGAGAGGCUUGAGAAAGAAAGGUUGGAGGAAGAGAGGCUUGAGAAUGAGAGGGUGGAAGCAGAGAGGUGGAAACAAGAGAAGGAAAAGCUUGAUCAACAACUUGUGCAGCACGCUGAGAAGGAGCAGAAGUUGAUAAAGCAGAGAGAAAAACUGGUCCAGCUGCAGCAGAUAAUUGACAGUCGAGGCACCAAUCAGAAUGAGGUCAUCGCUAAAGAGCAGCAAGUACCUCAACCUCUGAAGAAAGGAGGCAGGGACUUAAAGGAGAAUUUGGAUCCUCAAGAAGAGGUGCCUCAGAAAGAAAAGAAGAGUAGAGAGGAGGGAGAGAUGGACCUGAGAAGGCGGCGCAGGGCUCUGGGGUCUGAGGAGAGACGAGUUCCUGGACUGGAACCGCUGCUGGAGCUCGGAGGGUCAGACCUCCAUGCAGCACUUGAGGCUCAGCUGCUGGCUGGAGCUGUGGUCCAUUCCCGCCAGAUUAAACAGACUUCACACAAGCAAAACACAGAUGACUAGUUUUUCACCUAACAGUGUGAACAUGUGUGCGCACACACAUCAGUGGCUCAUUCAGCUCAUAUGAACGUCAACUGUUACAAGUUCCUAUAGUACAAAAUGCUGCAUCAGCCACUGAGUUUAAAUCCAGGACUAAAAUUUAUUCAGAGUGUGUACAUCCACACUGAAGGACAUGUUUAUUCUGCAGCUAGACAGUGGUGGGGUUUCCUUAUUUACUGGACUUUUGUAGCUUUCUAGGGGACUCUGUACUCCAGACAUCUGCCUUUGUUAACAGUGAUUUCUUUUGCACUAUAAUCUAAAAGAAGACAGUUGGCUUUUUCUUCUGAAAUCUCUUAUCCGCAUUGUAAAACCUAACCUGCAAGAACGCCGAGCUCAAUAUCAAACCAACCAUCAUAAAUGGGCAUGUUAAAUAUUUGUUUGCUUUAUAUACUAAGGUUUUAAUGCCAAGGUGCCAGAUUUGUUCGACUGUAUUGGAAAUGUCAGCGCAAACAGUGUGUUUUAACUUGCGUUUGUUAAAAUGCUGAAAAAUGGGUGGAAUCACAUUGAUCACUGCUGAUAUGUAUACAUGUACAUGGUCAUUGGAUAUUCUACAUUCAUCCUAAAAGAUGCAGUGGUUCCAUUAAGAUUCUCUUGAAAUUUAUUCACAGCAGGUCAAUUUUGAACCAUUAAAUUGCCAAAGUUUCCAUAAACAUCUUUGUUUAACAUUCUUUAAAUGAUAAUACUCUUCCUCUCAUUUCAUUUGAGUGAAAGCUGAGUGCUACUUCCACUUUUGAGUGAUUUUUCUACAAAGUAAAGACCAAAGGUUUUAGUUGAAACUAGCCUUAAGUGGUGUGUAUAUAUACACACACCCCAGAAUUCCAGUAGCUGCAGGGACAAAUUACAGUCAUGUUCUUCUCUUCACAUUCAUUCGUCUGCUGUGUGGUUUGGGUGGCAUUCAGUAAUAUCAAUCCACUCAAACUGUGUCCAUCUAUCUAUUAAUGUUGUAUUAUUUAUAUGAGGUCAGGACUCAAUUUCUGGUAUCUUUUCUAUGUUGGCAGUAUUCCAGGUGUUUUGAGCUUACUUUAAAUAUCAGCUUAUGCUAAGCAAAUUUAAAGGCUCAUUUAAUGGCAAAUGUGUGUAAAAUGUCUUUUGAAGAUGUACACUAUAUGGCUGAAAGUAUGUGGACACUUGACUAUCACACCCAUAUGUUGCCACAAAGUUGGAAGCACACAAUUGUAUAGAAUGUCUCUGUAUGCUGUAGCAUUACAAUUUCCCUUCACUGGAGCUAAGAGGCCCAAACCUGUUCCAGUAUGACACUGCCCCUGUGCAGAAAGCGAGGUUCAUGAAGACAUGGUUUGCCAAAGUUGGAGUGGAAAAACUCAGAGCCCUGACCUCAACCCCUCUGAAUACCUUUGGGAUAAACUGGAAUGAUGACUGCACCCAUGCCUUCUUGUCCAACAUAAAUACCUGACUUCACUAAUGCUCUUGUGGCUGAAUGAGCAAAUCCCCACAGCCACACUCCAAAAUAUAGCGUAAAGCCUUCCUGGAAGAGUGGAGGUUAUUAUAAGGGCAAAGGGGACUAAAUCUGGAGUGGGAUGUUCAACAAGCACAUAUGGGUCUGAUGGUCAGGUGUCCACAAACCUUUGGCCAUAUAGUAUAGAUGAGUAAUAGACCUGUAUUUUAUAAACCUAGAUCAAGGACCAAACACUGUUAAAGAACCCAAGCUUUUCUUUCUUGAUUAUGAUAUUUUUGGGUAAUAUUUCUGGUCAGCAUUUAACUGCUAACCAAUGCCGUUAAACUCAGUUGGAGGUAAAGGCUAAAGUUAUUCCGUCUCAUAGUGGUCCAUUCAGUGAGCAGUAAACAACGACCAUAGGUUGUUCCAAAUAAUGAAUGUGUGUUUAUUCUUUAAAAGUGUGUUUAUUCUUUAUAUAUAAAGCUUGCGGCUCAAUCCAUGAUUUGAAUACGAAUGUUUGCAACUGCUUGAAGCACUUUGUUAAUGCUUGUAGAAAGACAAAAGUGCAAUUUACAAAAGCACAACUACAAAAAAGUAAUAUUGUCCAUGAAAGGUUUUGUAGAAUAAUUAUUUUUCUAGGCCUACCAGAUUAUAAUUUAUUUUUCUCCUUUUUGGAGUGACUUUGUUAAAAAAAAAAAAAAAAGUACAGAUGAGCUAUACUAACUGGCAAUAGUUAGUUCACAGCUGUUGUUGUGGGUUUUGUUUUUUUGGGGGUAUGUAUAAAGACAGUGUAACAUAUAAUUGGACCAUUCUACAAAGCAUGAUUCAUGUCAAUGUAUAGAUUUUUUUUUUUUUUUUUUUGGAUCAUUCUCUUGCUCUAUAUUCCUUGCUCUUGCCUAUAAAUAUUGCAUGUUUCUGUUGUCUUGUGGGUGUCAUUGACAGGGUGACAUUUUUGCUUCUUCUAUCUUUGCCUCUGUAUGUUUGUGGUUUGACUAUAUUGUUAUAUUCAUGUUGUUCUGGCCCACAUUUAACAGAACGUAUGUGUUUAGUGUAAAUUCUACAGCCUGUACAUUUAUCAAAGUGAACCUGCUGUUUCAGAGUAUUGAAAAUAUUCAGACACCGGACCCUUUUUCAAUUAAAAAAAAAAGUGUUUUGCAGAUGAUAUACAUAUGAAUGAUAUACCAUCUUCUCUCAGGUGGUAAUUAAAUAAAAAUGUUAGGUAAAUCUUGUUUCAGCAAUGAAGUUUAUUUAUUUUUAUGUUUAAUGCAGUGUAUUGGUUAGGCAUUGUAAAAUGUGCUUCAUAUGUCACAUUGUUUUACUCCUCUUAUACCACAGCAGUUCUCCAACAAUUACAUUUUGUGUUUAUUAAAGAAUAUCAUGUCAUA